Messenger RNA from Mesorhabditis belari, 1080 nucleotides. The record is from the annotation of a GenBank genome assembly. Lineage: Eukaryota; Metazoa; Nematoda; Chromadorea; Rhabditida; Rhabditidae.
AUGUGUGAUAUCAUUGAUGAAUCGAUCACUCAAACAAAUCGAAGUCCACCAGAAAGUGAUCAGGGUAGUUCAAAAAAUGAAAAUGAUGAUCAAGGGGAAAUUCUUGAAAAUCGAAAAGAGAAAGAGAGCUCAUCGAGUGCUCUAACAACUCCGCGAAGCCCGCAAAGUCCACAAAGUCCACAAAGUGUUCUAAGCUCACCAUUAGAAGUCGAAAAAGUGACAGAUGAGGGUGAAAAAAUUUCCGAUUCUUCAGUAGAGAAAGAGAAAAACGAUGAGCUAAGAGAAAGAGAUAGAGAAGAAGUGGAAAUGGAGAAAAUCGAAAUUUCGGAUGGUGAGGUGACGGACAGUAGUGAGAAGAUCGAAGCAACGAGAAAGGAACGCAAAAAGAAACGAAAGAGAAGCCAGUCACCGUUGAGAAGUCGAAGUCGUAAGCGUCGACGCCGAGCGCGCUCAAGUUCAAGCUCGAGUCGAGGCACAUUUGAAGGUUUCGUCUUGCCCAUGCCGGAUGAAGAAGAACUUGAUGAUGCUCCGUUUAAAUGUGAUGAAUGUGGUCGAGGGAAGCUUUACACAAUAAAGGAAGUAGCCGAGCACGAGAUUCGUGCUCAUGACGCUCGAAUCCCAUGUAUGCACUGCAGCAAAGACAGCGAAUCGGUGACCAAAUUAGCAUCUCAUAUGCAAAAUCGGCACCCAAAUGAGCCGGUAACAUGCCAUUUUUGCAAACAAGAUUUCGCCAAGAAAAUCUCAUCAGCUUCUAAAGACGAUUGGGAGAAUUUUCGGAAACAUGUUUAUCAAGAGGUGUUGAAGAAGAAAAUGUAUGUGCACGCGUCAAAGGAUUCGAAAGAUAGCGAUCAAGUAGCGCUUCGUGGAGUCGGACGGUGUCCGCAUGGACGACCCGUCAAAUGCAAAAAUUUCCCCAAUUGCCCGGGUGAUCGCUGUAUCUAUUUGCAUGGUUUGUGUCGAUUCGAUCGGGCUUGUCAGAAAACAGCUUGUCCUUUUGAUCACUCGAAUCGACCAAGGACCUGUAUGGCGUGUUUGAACGAUCUCAAGGGUGGUCGUCUUCAUGGAAAUCGUAGUCGUCAU